GCGCACAGUCGACGCUGAUUAAACUCAAGAGGUCCCCACGAAACCAUAAACUGCGAUGCACCAAAUCUUGACUUGCAAGAAAUUGGAUUACCAUGGAAAAAGCAGAGAUUAAAAUAAACAUGUUUUAAAACCGAAAAAAAUAAAAAUAAAGAGAGAAAAACAAAGAGGCUCCUUGACUCUGUUCUCUAUUUUUCUUCUCCGUCUCUCCCAAUCUCUGUACCGUCCUGUGCAUGACUUUGUUCUGUGGCCGUUCCUUCAGUCCAUGGCCAAAGCCCGGGCUCCCAGACGAACCCUAGACUCCUUCACCAUCAAAUCCCUCAACAAAACCAUCAGAGCCGGCGACUGCGUUCUCAUGAGGCCGUCCGACUCAGGGAAGCCGUCCUACGUCGCGAAGGUGGAGAGGAUCGAGUCUGACAGCAGAGGCGGCAACGUGAGGGUCCACGUCCGGUGGUACUAUCGGCCGGAGGAAUCAAUUGGCGGCCGCCGGCAGUUCCAUGGCUCCAAAGAGGUAUUCCUGUCCGAUCACUAUGAUAUGCAGAGUGCCGACACGAUCGAAGGCAAGUGUACGGUGCACACCUUCAAGAGUUAUACGAAGCUUGAUGCUGUUGGGAACGACGACUUCUUCUGCCGUUUUGAGUAUAAUUCGUCCACCGGAGCGUUCAAUCCAGAUAGAGUCGCCGUGUAUUGCAAGUGUGAGAUGCCUUACAACCCCGAUGACCUAAUGGUUCAGUGUGAAGGUUGCACUGAUUGGUUUCAUCCUAUUUGUAUAGACAUGACUCCAGAGGAAGCUAAAAGACUUGAUCAUUUUUUCUGUGAAACUUGCUCCUCUCAAGAUCAAAAGAAGUUACCAAGUUCUCACAAUGCUUCCAGGCAUUCAGAUACAAAGGUGGAUACAAAACGUCGUCGGAGGUGAUCUCGUUAGUACAUAAGAAUAACGAAACACAUCAGAAGAUUAAAAAAAAAAAAAAAAGAGGGUUUCUUUUUUUCAGUCUUGAGUAGGCUUUGAAGGAAGAAGCAUGGAAGCAAAAAUAUCAGCAGUUGUAUCUGUGAGCUGACCUGAACUGGUUAGGUUGGAGUGUGCCUUUUGGCUACCUGUAAUUAUGUAUUGUAGAUUCCUCUGUUCUUUCUUGUUUCUAAAUAUCAGUAACUAGGUUUCUCUGUGUAUUUUAUUAGAAACACUUUAAACUUCUAAAGAGCAAUAGAUAAAAAGGGACGCUUGAUGUAUCAA
Messenger RNA from Malania oleifera, 1228 nucleotides. Its product is annotated as chromatin remodeling protein SHL-like. The transcript is spliced from 5 exons. The record is from RefSeq and is a predicted model, not a curated record. The coding region runs from base 263 to 913 and encodes 216 amino acids. Gene Ontology annotation, molecular function: chromatin binding. NCBI's taxonomy places the organism in Eukaryota, Viridiplantae, Streptophyta, Magnoliopsida, Santalales, Ximeniaceae.